Eruca vesicaria subsp. sativa (arugula) is the source of this 720-nucleotide messenger RNA. Lineage: Eukaryota; Viridiplantae; Streptophyta; Magnoliopsida; Brassicales; Brassicaceae. The record is from the annotation of a GenBank genome assembly.
AUGUCGUUGAGAAAUCAUCUUACGGAACGACUCUUUCGUUUAUUCGAUAAAACCAAACGAAGAAACAAACCCUCCUGUUUGAACGAAGAGAAAAGGGAGAAGAAACUCCACCUAGUGCUUGACUUGGAUCACACUCUUCUCCACAGUAUCCAUGUCUCACAGCUUUCUCAGAAGGAACGGUAUCUAAUCGAAGAAACUGAUUCAAGGGUUGAUCUAGGGAGGUUCGAAAAAGGCAAUCCCAACGAGCAUCUCAUAAAGUUACGACCUUUCCUUGAAGACUUUCUGCAAGAAGCCAAUAAGCUUUUCUGCAUGUACGUUUACACGAUGGGCACUUACCGUUACGCGAAGAGUGUAUUGAGUUUCAUUGAUCCGGAUAAAAUCUAUUUCGGAGAUAGAGUCAUAACAAGAGAAAAAAGCCCUUGUACGAAGACACUUGAUCUUCUUUCUGCGGAUAAACGUAGAGUGGUCAUUGUUGAUGAUACAAGUACUGUUUGGCCGAAACACAAGAGAAACGUGUUGAAGAUCUCAAAGUACAUUUAUUUCAGAGAGGGUAUGAAGUGGGAAUCUUACGCUGAGAAGAAGAGAGAUGAGAGUCGAAGCAAAGGAGCAUUGUCUAACGUUCUGAAACUCCUUCAAAAAGCUCACAGAAGAUUCGAGGAAUUAGAUUCUAAUGACUUGAGGCUCUUGAUACGUGAUUCUUGUAGACAGUGUUGCUUUUGA